UAUUUUUACAUUAAAAAGAGUCCAUAUUGAAUAGGCAUCCCUAAGUUAUGCCAGAAAUGUUAGCCUAUUUGAAUACAGGCUAUUAACGCCAUACCACUCAAAGGACAACAAAGCCCAUAAAGCACUGCGGGCGCCGUCUCCACGCUUGUCACUUGACAGCUACAACAAGCGUCGCGGUUGUGUGUACGUUUCCAUGGGGAGAAGUCACGCACACACGCGCGCGCGCACCUUGUAAGAGCUCUACGUUCGUUUUAUCUGAAGCUAUCAGCAGGACAGCAGCCAAGGAAGGGACUAACGACCCUACGUGGUGAGUUUAAAAUUCAACUACAUGACUGAGAUCCCUACCUUUUUACAUGGAUCAGUUACUGCAAAAUGAGCUUUAAACUCCAAGGAUUGGUUGACAAAGACAAACACUGGCCAAACUACGAUCUUUUCUUUUGGGAAAAAAGAAGUGAAUUCUGGCUGGGGAAACAAAGACUGAACAACACUUGAAGGAAGAAGAAGGAUAUUUGAUUGAUGAAUCGGCUGUGUUUUUCUACAGCCCAUCUCACACAAUAAUAAAGUUAGCUGAUAAAGAGGCUGAUGAAACUGUUUUGAGAAAUGAUGAAUCGCUACACCACCCUGAAGCAGCUGGGUGAUGGCACCUAUGGCAGUGUGAUGAUGGGAAGAAGCAAUGAGUCUGGAGAGCUUGUAGCCAUCAAAAGAAUGAAGAGGAAGUUUUAUUCAUGGGAGGAAUGUAUGAACCUAAGAGAAGUAAAGUCACUGAAGAAGCUGAACCAUGCGAACGUGGUGAAACUAAAAGAGGUUAUUAGAGAGAAUGACCAUCUCUACUUUGUCUUUGAGUACAUGAAGGAGAACCUGUACCAGCUUAUGAAGGACAGAAAAAAAUUGUUCCCUGAGUCAGUGAUAAGAAACAUAAGCUUUCAGAUUUUGCAAGGCCUGUCGUUUAUUCACAAACAUGGUUUCUUCCAUCGAGACAUGAAGCCAGAGAAUUUGUUGUGCAUGGGUCCAGAACUGGUCAAAAUAGCAGAUUUUGGACUGGCCAGAGAGAUCCGCUCCAAACCUCCCUACACAGACUAUGUAUCAACGAGAUGGUACCGAGCUCCGGAGGUCCUGCUCAGGUCAUCUACCUACAGCUCUCCCAUUGACUUGUGGGCUGUGGGCUGCAUCAUGGCUGAACUGUACACACUCAGACCCCUUUUCCCUGGGAACAGUGAAGUAGACGAGAUAUUUAAGAUCUGCCAAGUCCUGGGCACCGUCAAAAAGACCGACUGGCCAGAAGGUCACCAGCUAGCAACUGCCAUGAACUUUCGAUUUCCUCAAUGUGUUCCGACCCACCUGAAGACCCUUAUUCCAAAUGCCAGCAAUGAGGCUAUUACCCUGAUGAAGGACCUGCUGCACUGGGACCCCAAAAAAAGGCCCACUGCUGCACAGGCCUUGCGUUAUCCUUACUUCCAGGUGGGUCAGGUCUUGGGGCCACGCCCUCAGAGCCAGGAGGUCAAGAAAGUCCAGAACAGGCCGCUUGCUCAAAAACAGGCCUCUGAGUACAAAGUUGAACUGCAGCAGUCUUCCUCUGAGUCUAAAGCCUCCACAACCUCCUCCAGAAACCAUCAACAGCCUCUGCAGCAGAUCCCCUUACCCCAGGCUGAGAGUAAACCUGGAGGCCUCAGCCAUGCAAAGGCGCUGGGCAGUGAGAACAAUGCUGGUGGCGUCGGGACGGGGGCGCUGAAGAGCGGUCGCCGUCGCUGGGGCCAGACAGUGGCCAAGACCUCAGACAGCUGGGAGGAAUCUGAUCGUUCAGAAACAUCCGCCUCCAACUCCAAGAAACCCAGCCUGGUGAAUACAGAGGAGGAGAAGAGCCCCAAGGACCAAUGUCCACAACACCAGGAGCAGAAACCUCUAUACUCCUUCAGCACCGUUACCAAGCUACCAAACAAUGUAAAGACUGGCCAAAUGGACUCUAAUCUCCCAGGAUCUGCGGCCCGCCAACACUAUCUCAGCCAGUCUAGAUACUUGCCUGGCUUGAUCGGCAAGAAUCAGACCUCCUCUGGAGAAAAGGAGCUGACUGGCAUGACACUGCGGGACCUGUGGGAGAACUCCUCAAACACUGUAAAUAAACCACUUGGUCCUAUUGGGGGAGGAUUAUCUGUCACCAGAGCCAAUGCAGAAGACACUGCUGCAAAGUGUUUGGAUAGCCCACCAGACAAAACUGUGGUCAAAGAAAGAAUACUGGAGAAAAUUGACCUCUCCAAAGGGAACUUUGUGAGCACCAAGUACAACCUCUCUGGUGGUUACAUCUCUUCAUUUCAAAAGAAAGAGGUUGGCUCAGUGGGACAGAGAAUCCAGCUUGCCCCCUUGGCUGGCCAGCAUGCAAUAAAUCUUUCUUCUUCUCCUGAUAAUAAAAAAGACAACCCAAAAUCUGCAAAACUCAAGCCUAUAUCCAACUCAUCAUUAAAAGAAACUGGUGAAGAAUAUGACGCCUGGAAGAAGAGGACAGACGGCACUCAGAUGAAGGGCGGCAGCUAUUCAGCAUUGGGAAAAAACUCUGGAAACCUCCUGACCAGAGCUCCUGCAGUGCAGCCCGUCCAUGGGAGGGUCGACUGGACAUCCAAAUAUGGCGGAAACCGGUAGUUUGGGGGAGCACAUGCUACAACUACUACCGCUUGUUAGUCUUUGGCUGAGAAAUUGAAUCCUGAGCAGGCUGCUUAACCAUGCUUACGCUCAGAUAUCAAGGGCGAGCACGUCCCACGUUCUUUGUUAUGUUUAUACAAGUAGGACCAAACUGUAUGUGCAUUGAAUCUCUGUGUUCUGGAGAUGAUGGUUGCCAUGAUGCUUAACCAGGACCGGUAUUGUCCUCAAGACAAUCCCACUGCAUCCUUCAGAUACAGUGGGAGCCAAUUUCAUUGUUAUUGCUUGGAUUUUUUCUUUUUUUCUUUUUUUUUUAAGUAGGACUCCAGCACAGCAUUUCAACUUUUUUUUUUUUAACUUUAGAUUUUUAAAAAAAUUCAUUUUCUCUAGUUUCAUAUAACAAAAUGUCUUUAAUGAAUGGUUCCUGUAAUGUUAUAUCCUCUCUGCUAUUAUUCAGCAUGUAGUAGGUAGGUGACACAAAAAAUCUUGAGUGUCAUAAAAAUAC
This is a messenger RNA of Oreochromis aureus, 3133 nucleotides long. It is a transcript of the gene mak, whose product is annotated as male germ cell-associated kinase. Bases 601 to 2631 code for a protein of 676 amino acids. Gene Ontology annotation, biological process: intracellular signal transduction; cilium assembly; intraciliary transport. The record is from RefSeq and is a predicted model, not a curated record. Gene Ontology annotation, cellular component: nucleus; cytoplasm; cilium. The transcript has 16 exons. Gene Ontology annotation, molecular function: ATP binding; protein serine/threonine kinase activity. NCBI's taxonomy places the organism in Eukaryota, Metazoa, Chordata, Actinopteri, Cichliformes, Cichlidae.